GUAAGGUGGUACACAGUUACUUUUAGUAGUAUUUUAAAUAUGGGUUAAAUGUUGUACACAGUUAUAGUUCAGGGACCGGAGAUAAAAUUUACCCCAUCAAAAGUUCAAAACCAGAAAUUCCCACCUGAUUUGAAGUCCAAGUGAUACAGCCAUGGAAACUAGUCUCGGGAGCUUGCUGAAAAUUCUACCUCCAGUAGACUUUUGUUGUGUAUAUGGUUCAAGUCUUCAUCCUAAUAACAAUGACAAGUCAUCCAUGGAAGAUUAUAUUCUUGGUGUAUCAAAUCCUCAACAAUGGCAUUCUGAGAAUCUGCAAAUGAACCGGGAUCACUAUGCCUCAUGGAUGGUGUCUCUUGGUGGAGCAAAACUGAUCACUAAUGUAGCGGAUCAUAUUGGUGUUGGUGUACAUUUUAACCCAUUUGUUUCAUGGAAUGACAAGAUGUAUAAGUAUGGGGUUGUUCAAACGGAUGAUUUAGUUCAAGAUAUGCUGAAUUGGGAGAGAUUUUACCUUAGUGGUCGCUUGCAAAAACCUGUGCAUGUUGUUGUGGACAAUAAGGAAAUCGAAAAUGUCAACUUAGUUAAUUUGAGGGCUGCCUCCUCUGCAGCACUUCUGCUUUUGCCAUCAAAAUUUACUGAGAGGGAACUUUAUGCAAAAAUAUGUAGCCUCUCUUAUAUGGGUGACUUGCGCAUGCUUUUUGCAGAGGAUAAAAAUAAGGUUAAAAAGAUAGUAGAAGGCCAAUUUGAUUUGUUCAGAAGCAUGUAUAAUCCAUUGGUUGAAGAGUAUGCAACUAAGCAACUCUUGAGACUCUCCUCAUGCGGUGAUCAUCAAAUGACCAUUUCCCAGGAUUGUAGCUUAUCUGCAACAUCCUCAGUUGUUUCUUCCCUUCCUGAAUUUGUCAGAAUCCAAAUGGGAAUGGGGCUAGCCGAGAGAAAUACAGAUCAAAAUAGCAAUAAAAUCACUAUCGGAUCACGUGGAGAAGCUGCAUCCCGCAUGCAAAAAGUUUUGAGGCGCAAAGUAAUGAUUUCAAGUGCACGACAAGCAGUAGCUGGUUUCAUUACUGUCGGAGCCGUUCACGGAAUUAAAUACCUUGGCAAAAAGAUGCAAAAGGCUUGGAAAUCAUCAACAUAG
Messenger RNA from Lactuca virosa, 1126 nucleotides. The record is from the annotation of a GenBank genome assembly. Lineage: Eukaryota; Viridiplantae; Streptophyta; Magnoliopsida; Asterales; Asteraceae.